Messenger RNA from Penicillium malachiteum, 1620 nucleotides. RefSeq names its product sugar porter family MFS transporter. Lineage: Eukaryota; Fungi; Ascomycota; Eurotiomycetes; Eurotiales; Aspergillaceae. Gene Ontology annotation, biological process: transmembrane transport; carbohydrate transport. The transcript has 4 exons. Bases 1 to 1620 code for a protein of 539 amino acids. Gene Ontology annotation, molecular function: carbohydrate:proton symporter activity. Gene Ontology annotation, cellular component: membrane. The record is from RefSeq and is a predicted model, not a curated record.
AUGGCAAGCACUCAGCAGCUUGUCGGUACCGCCGACCUCAAUCUUAUUGAGGCCCCUGUCACCUGGCGCGCUUACCUGAUAUGUGGCUUCGCCAGCUUUGGCGGUAUCCUCUAUGGCUACGACUCGGGCUACAUCAGUGGUGUCCUGGGCAUGGACUACGUCAAGGAACACUUCGGUGUGUCCCAUGUCCCCAACAAGGAUGAUCCUUCUGAGUGGAUCAUUCCCAGCUCUCGCAAGUCUCUGAUCACCUCGAUUCUUUCUGCCGGUACUUUCUUUGGAGCUCUUAUUGGAGGUACGGCUGCCGAGCGCAUUGGCCGUCGUCUUACUAUCAUGAUCUCUUGCUUGCUCUUCGCUAUCGGUGUCGCUGUUCAGGUUGCUGCCACUAGCGUUGCUAGUCUCGUCGCUGGUCGUGUUGUUGCUGGUCUUGGUGUUGGCGGAGUCUCUGCCACUGUCAUUCUUUACGUCUCUGAGAUCGCCCCUCGUCGUGUUCGUGGUCUUCUGGUUUCGAUGUACCAAUGGGCUAUCACUCUUGGAUUACUUAUCUCCUCCGGCGUUGAUCAAGGUUGUAAGGACAUAAACGAUCGAUCUUCUUACCGUAUUCCCAUUUCGAUCCAGUUUGUCUGGGCUGCAAUUCUCGCCGGCGGUCUUUUCCUCCUCCCUGAGUCCCCUCGCUACUAUGUUGCAUGUGGUCGAAUGGAUGAUGCACUGCACUCGCUGGAACGAAUCCGUGGUCAAUCCGGUUCCAAUGUUGCUGUGCAGGCUGAGCUUGCAGAAAUCAAGGCCAACUUUGAGUAUGAAAAGCAGUUCACCAGUACUUCAUGGGCUGAUUGCCUGAAGGGUGGAUUGACUCCUCAAGGAAACCUCCGUCGCGUUAUCACUGGUGUCGCUCUCCAAAUGUUCCAGCAAUGGACUGGCAUCAACUUUAUCUUCUACUAUGGUACCACUUUCUUCCAGGAGGUGGGCAUGAGCAACCCAUUCCUGAUGUCUACCAUCAUGAACAUCGUCAACGUUGUUACCACCCCUGCCUCUUUCUACUUGAUUGAGAAGUUCGGCCGACGCAGCUUGCUCAUUUACGGCGCCAUUGUCAUGACCAUUUGCGAGUUCCUUGUUGCCAUCGUGGGUGUCACAAAGGAAGGGACUCAUGCUGCGAGCAUCUGUCUUAUUGUUUUUACCUGCUUCUACAUUGCUGCGUUUGCUACUACUUGGGGCCCCGCUGCCUGGGUAGUCAUCGGUGAAAUCUAUCCCCUCCCAAUCCGCGCCAAGGGUGUGGCUCUCGCAACUGCUUCGAACUGGUUUUGGAACUGUAUCAUUGCAGUUAUCACCCCAUACAUGGUUGAUGAAAAGGAGGCCAAUCUGAAGGUCAAGGUCUUCUUUGUCUGGGGCAGCGCUCUGUUCCUGUGCAUUAUGUUUGCCUUCUUCUGUGUUCAUGAGACCAAGGGUCUGAGUCUGGAGCAGGUUGAUAAGAUGCUUGAGGAGUCUACUCCCAUGACCAGUGCCAAGUGGAAGCCUCACGACACCUUUGCCCACGAAAUGGGUAUGACCAAGACUGAGCCUACAAUGAGCCAUGAGGAACAGAAGUCCGUGAAUGUGAUGGAGCGUAACGCUAGCGCUACCGUCUAG